This is a messenger RNA of Bicyclus anynana (squinting bush brown), 4122 nucleotides long. RefSeq lists its product as uncharacterized. Bases 667 to 4011 code for a protein of 1114 amino acids. The transcript is spliced from 6 exons. The record is from RefSeq and is a predicted model, not a curated record. Lineage: Eukaryota; Metazoa; Arthropoda; Insecta; Lepidoptera; Nymphalidae.
AGUAAACGCGAUUACGUUAAGUAUCUUAUUUUAUUAGAGUGCUUGCUUUGAAGUAGGUAUGAGUUUUGUAGGUACAAAGAAUACUGAACGACUACGACCAGAGGCGAUACAGAGCGGAUCCGUGUCCAAGACUAGACGUUUUAAUGAGUUUCGAACUUUCGAGCCUUAGGUGGAUCGCGUGGAUCACAGACGUCAAAUAAAGGCGUAGACGGAGUUCCUGAAUUCAGCAUCGUCAGCAUAGAUGAAAAGAGGAAAUAAGCUGUCUUGUCAGACGUAACCACGAAAAAACCAGAAAGCCCGCCAGAAAUAUUAAUUCUACAUAAUACAAAAAAUAUUGAUAUUGUUUCAGAAAAACUGAUUCCAAAAUUAGGUAAUUUGUUUUCAUUCUUACAAAAUUUAGAGACAGAAGACAGAAGAGCAUGUUAGAUUGGCACAUUGUUGUUUAUAGUAAUAGUAUAAUAAUUAAUAAUAGGUACCUAUGCUACAGGAAAUUACGUUUUGUGAAAGCAGAAUGUACCCUACAUACCUACUUCCGAACUAAAAAUAACACCAUAUAAUCCAACCAAAACAGUAUACCUAGAGGUAAUAUGUAUAGUUAUAACAAUACAAUACGUGACUAAAAAAAAUGUACGAAAACAUCCUACUAGUAGGUAAGUAGGUACUAGGAUGUUUUUGUACGUUUUUUAUUAUGUUUGUCUCCAUGUUAGUUAUUAUUUUUCAGAUAAAUACAAAAAGUGUCCACGUUGUAAAUACAUCCUAGAUCAUACAGAAAAAAUAUUACAUAAUAUACCUACAAUUAAUAAAUUUGAUGUACUUGGUAUUUGUGAUAAGUGUCGAACUAAAGGUCAAAAAGGUGUUUCAUAUUGUAAAUGUAGCGAAGCCAUUGAUAAGUUUAUUAGAAUCAAGAAAUACAAAAAUAAGGAAACAUUUACUAUCAAGAAAGAUGUACAAUCUAUAAAAUCAUACGAUUUGACUCGACUAAAAAAUCAACACGGAAGAAUCAGAUACUCUGAAAAAGAUCAUAAAUUUCAGUAUACAAGCAACAAUUAUCCCGAUAGUGAGUCAUCAUUGGACACUAGAAUUACUCAUUUUCAAAAUAAUAUAAUGUUGAGAAAAACGCUUGGUUACGACAAAAACUUGGCUGAACAAGAAAUUACGAGUUAUCCUGAUUUGACAGACGAAUCUGUAAAAUUUGGUUCAUUAAAUGAAACGGCUGAACAACAUGAUAAGUCUUUUCAUCGUCCUGUUAUCCACUGUCAGAAAGGUUUUAAAGAGGUAUCGCCUUCUAUUUUCGAUUUAGUAGCUGAACAAAAUCUUAAUCGAAAAGAAUAUAUCAAACGAGACCUCAAUGCACUGGCUACCUCAGGGACUGGUGGAAGUUGUAAAAUUAGCUCUGAAACAAUACUCUCACCUUCAAAAUAUCUUUCUAAAGAUGCUUUUCGUUUUCCUCUUUUAUUAAAAGAGGAUAAAUUAUUACACAAAAAUUUCAGUUAUUUUUUCAUAAAAAAAACUGAAAAAAGAAAACAAAGGAUUCAAAAACCUAAGAGUUCUUGGGAAUUAAUAAAAGAAACUCAAGAUAUGUUACGUAAAAGAGAAGACGAAUUGCAAAAAAACGUGAAUAAAAGUAUGAUGAAAAUUGACAAAGAUGAAAAAAAAGAUAUUUCUCGUAAAAACGAGAUUAAAAUACAAGGCGCGAUACUACAAGAAGAUAAAAUUAAUGAUAGUGGAAUUAUUGACAAAAGGACGAAAAGAAGUACUGUUAAAUUGGUUGAAAAGGGUAUAAAGGCACCUUCGGAAAUGACUACAAAAAGUGGUAUAAAAAAAGUGUCAAAAGUUGAUAAAAAUGAAGAAUCCACAAGCUCAAAAACUGCACAGCGAGAAAAAGAGAAAGAUGCACGGCGAAAAGAUAAAGAGAAUUUUAAAAGAGACAAAAUAGAACAAGUUAGUAAAGAGAAAGACAAAAAAAUAAUGGAAAUAGAUCAAUCGAAACAGAAACAGAGUCAACAAUCUGAAAAAAAGAAAGCAAAUCUCGGUGAACAGACGGUCAAAAAAGAUAACAUAGUACUUCCUGAAAAAUAUAGCGAUACACGUAAACAAAAUAAGUUAGUUGAAAACCCACGUGAAACAAUUAAAGACAAUCAGAGUAAAAUUGAUAAAGAUUUUUUUCAACGAGGUAAUGAAGUAGACGAAGGAAAAGGAAAAGAAAUAUCUGAACAAACCCGUGAAAAACACGAAAUUUCAGAAAAUAAACCAGAAAAGCACCAUUCACUACCAUUUGGAGAUGAGGAACAACAGAAGUUGGAAAAAAAGGUAACUGUAACACAUGACGAGAGAAAAAAUAAAGAGGAGGCUGCGUUGAAAUUUAGAGCUCUUCGGGAAAUUAAGAGUGAUCCCGAAAUCCUUAGCCGAGUUCAACUACAAGAAAUAGCCGAAGAACCACGCGUCAGAGACUUAAAUGUGGAUCAAAUUAAAAUAAGUGAACCUCCAAAUGACAAUGCUAUGCAGUUUUUAAAACAAACCGCAAAAGACAAAAAGCAAAAUAAUGAUGAUAUAAAUAUUCCGCUGUCGCUUAUUGUAGCUCACAAAGCUCAUAAAGGUUUGAAGGUAGACUCUUGUGCUAUUUGUAAUAAUUCUGAAUUGGAGCUCGAUAUUGAAGAGGUAUUAGAUAAAGGUGAAGGUGUGAAAAUAAGUGAUAUAAUUAUAGGACAAAAAAUCUGCAAAUAUAGACAUCCAUUAAAAUCAGACGAUAAACAAAUGCUCCCUCUUCCUAUUGUUGUUACAACAUUUAACGAUGAACUUUUCAAUGUACCCGAAAAAGAUGUUAACAGUCCUGAAAUAUUAGAAGAGAAGUUAAAAGUUUCUAAAAAAAUUGUCGAACCUGACGUACCGAAAGGUGUUAUACGUUACGCGUUGUCUGAUCGUACGUUCAUCGAAAAGGGUUGGACCAUGUUACCGACAGAAAAAGUUGUUAGAAAGAUGAAUGUAUACCGCAUGCGACCAGCGCAUCCAGAGUUUGACUGGUUUGAACAUAAUAAAAACAAGAAGAUGAUGCGGUACGAUACUGGUGAAAAAUUAGCGGAGUUUGAUGAUAACGGCCGAGGUCGUUUGUAUUAUAGAAGCGGUCGACUUGCAUUAGAUUACUAUGAUGCUGAAGAAAUAAAUGCGCACCAGCGUUUUGUAAUCCACAGCAGUGGUGAGAUCGAUGCGCGUGGAUGUUCUCGCCCUUUAGCAAUUCUGGCAACGUUCGAUUAUCUUGGCAAUGGUAUCGUAUUCGAUCACACUGGUAAAAUAAGACUCAAAUAUAACCAGACAGAAGGUGUAGUUCUCGACCGCAGCAUUGGUCCUGUAUCUCACUGGAAAUGGCACACAUUAAACGACCCUCCAGUACUACAACAAGUAAUGAUAGACACUCAGAUGGCUCACAAAGAUCCUGAAAUCCUCAAACUCGGUGGACCUCAAGAGAGCAAAUCGCGACAAGAUAACGAAGAAAUGCUGGCCAUUGAAUUUGAUAACUUUGUAAAGGAGAAGAGUAAAAAGCUAUCACAGAAAUUCAAGCCAUUUCAAAUUAAAAUGAAGGCGCUGAAAAUAAAUGAAUAUUUCUCCCUAAAAGUUUUAGACCAGGCCACGAUUUAUUUAAUUUACCGCGAUGGUUCGACUAAUAUUAAAAUAAACUUGGGAAUGAUACUGGAUCACCAGGAAAUUGUGGACACAGAUACCGCAGAAGUGGGUGAAGUUUCAAACAGUUUGGAAAGAUUUCCAGCUAGAACAGACAGUUUAGCAGGUCUUCAAAAUAGUGUCGCAUACGCACAACGUAUAGAACGAGCUCGAGUAGAACGCGAACAUCGGAUACGGCCAACUCAGCCUAUUUCUAGUUCAGACAAACUCACCGCUGGAAUGUCACGACCGCUGCGCGUUCCAGUACGCGUAGUUACAUCAGAAUCGACAGUUGCAAAUUGUAGAUGUAGGAAACCUCCAUGUAAUAAUCUGUAUUAUGAUACGCGUUUUAUUUAAUAAAGAUAGAAAAGUACAAUAUGACUACUUCUUUGUGCGUUCUGCAUUAUGUAUCUGAAAUUCCAUAGUCCAAUCAAUGUUAAACCCGAAAGUUUGUAUGGAUGUUUUAAG